AAAUUCGACCAUAUAUUAUGAUUUAAUUUACAAUACCACUUAAUGUACGUUGAAGGAUAAUUUUUAUUUAACUCAAACUCUUUUAUAAAACUCUUUUCAUAUGAGACGUGAGAAUAUCAUCGCAAUGUCUAUCGAUUUUGACGUUUUGUCAAAUACGAUCAGAUACUAUGCAUGUGUGUGUAAUGUUUUAUUUAUUGAUUUAAAGUACUUUAUAAGCAUUAUUUUUGAAAAAUAUUAGCGCUCUGCACUUCUCCUACGCAUAAACUAUAAGUGUACCAAAUUUUAUGCUCCUACGUCCGCGCAAUUAUCGUAAAAAGAUGUCCAAAGUUUUUGCAUCACGUAUUAAUAUAUAGAUUAGUUUAGUUUAUGCAAGUAUUUGUAAAGUAAGACAGGUAUACUUAGGAAGUAAAGAAAGAACCAAAUCGAUAUAAGCGCGCGGUGGCGGCGGGCGCUCGCAUCAAUGUGCCGGCCGCGCGGCGCGCUCGGCCGCGGUCGGAGCCACUCGGCGACUCGGCCACUCGCCGCUCGGAGCACACACAAGGCGUCCGGCGAGCGGCGGCAGCGAGCAGAGUAUGACGGAGUGACGCACGGAAUGUCUGCGCUCUUGCUUUUUCACGUGUUUUAAGUGUGCGAUAUUGGGUGCUCGCUCACACGCGCGCCCUCCUCGUACGUGCGAGGGAGCGAGCUGUAGUCGUGGGCUUGCUUCUCACUGCGCGUGUCUGUCUGCCGCCGUGCACGGCGACAUGUUUGCUACGUGCCCUCGUUACAGUGUGACGUGUAUUCAAUAGAUAUUUUAAUAAUUGCAUCGUUUUUUAGGCCCAUUUUGAUAAAAACGGGAAUUAGGUACUGUACUUACUCGUAUUUCUCGUAAGCCAGUUUAGAUGAUACAUAAACCUAUGUAAGAACCUAUUAGAUGUAUCUAAAUAAGUGCGCAGUGUAACGGAGAUAGUGAUGUCAGCGAAGACAGAGAGCGCGUCCCAACGGGCGGAGAGCGACGGGGAGGUGGGCCGGCUGGUGGACUGCAGCCAGGCCGACGACCGGCGCCUGAUCCAGCUGGUGCGCGAGCGGCGCCUGCUGUACGCGCGGAACAACAUGCCCGUGGCCAGCUACUACAACCAGGUCAAGCGCUUGUGGCUCGAGGUCGCCAACAAGAUGGGGUGGUCCGGUACGUACCUGCUGACCUGCGAUUGUUACAAUGCCGUAGUGGUGGACGACGUAGUCGAUGUGACGGACGUGCGGCGCAAGUGGUCUCACAUCCGCAACUCGUACUCGCGCCACCUGCGCAACGAGCUGCACGGCGUGCGCACGGGCCGCGGCCGCAUGGUCUCCAAGUGGUACCUCGCCGACGAGCUGGACUUCCUGCGCCAGCACAUGGCCACAGACACGAGACCGUCGCGCCAUUCAUACAGGCCUCUGUACACGAUCCGGCACGACCCGGUGGCUGCCACGCAUGGCGACCCGUCCACUCCGUGGUUUGCGCUGACCAGCUCGUCUCCCACCAGCACACUGCAGCUCCCGGUGGAGAUGGAGCCACAGCCGUUUUGCGAGGACUCCUCAAGUCCUCACUCAUUUGAGCCUGAUGAAAAUUCUGCGUACUUCCACUUUUUCCGAGGUAUUCAUAACGAUUACCAGGAGCUGCCAGCCAAGAAGCAACGAUUGUUUCGUCGCGAAUGUCUCGCCUUCCUGCACCGGCUGCUAGACGAAGAGGACUCGCGAGGACAACAAGAUGCUCUCGAUCUCAGCAACUCCAUUGAAACGGACGAUGAGAAAGAAUCUAAACCUUUUAUCAUCAGCAAUAUAGAAAGUAUAGUGGGCGAGCCCGGCAGCCCCACCCACGAACGUGUGACCGAGACGACGUGAGUCUCUGUAUUUCCCCGCCUCGCGUUGUGUCAUUGCCAAAAUGCGUAAAUAUCGUACAGUUUGUGUGAAUAACACGUGUUGUACCUACUUACGUAUUUUGCAGUAUAAAUUAUACCUGAUAAGGAAAUAUUCUGUACAUAAUAAAUAACCGUGUACGAAUUUUAUUAAUCGUUUGAAAUAAAUUACUGUUUGCUUACCUUAUUACAUUAAA
Messenger RNA from Spodoptera frugiperda (fall armyworm), 2071 nucleotides. RefSeq lists its product as uncharacterized. NCBI's taxonomy places the organism in Eukaryota, Metazoa, Arthropoda, Insecta, Lepidoptera, Noctuidae. The coding region runs from base 952 to 1860 and encodes 302 amino acids. Gene Ontology annotation, cellular component: nucleus; transcription regulator complex. Gene Ontology annotation, biological process: regulation of transcription by RNA polymerase II. The record is from RefSeq and is a predicted model, not a curated record. The transcript has 3 exons.